Haemorhous mexicanus (house finch) is the source of this 2058-nucleotide messenger RNA. RefSeq names its product SAM and SH3 domain containing 3 (gene SASH3). Lineage: Eukaryota; Metazoa; Chordata; Aves; Passeriformes; Fringillidae. Gene Ontology annotation, cellular component: nucleus; cytoplasm. The coding region runs from base 235 to 1437 and encodes 400 amino acids. The record is from RefSeq and is a predicted model, not a curated record. The transcript has 7 exons. Gene Ontology annotation, molecular function: protein binding. Gene Ontology annotation, biological process: positive regulation of immunoglobulin production; positive regulation of B cell proliferation; positive regulation of adaptive immune response.
ACCGUCCCCACCCAGGGGCCCCGGGCAGGGCAGCAGCUCGCUGGAGGGUUUCCUUCCUCCUGCCCCAGCCCGCGCUUCGCUAGCCACCCCGAGCACGGCUGCAAGCGCCUCUCAUGUGACCGCCGGCUUCCUGUGCGCUCCCGGCUCGGUGCCGGUGCCGCGGGACGGGACGGGACGGGACGGGCCGCGCUCGCCGCUGCCGGACGCUGCGCCCUCGCCACCAGCCCCAGCGCCAUGCUGCGCCGCAAGCCUUCCAACGCCGGCGACAAGGAGCCGGGACACAGGAAGCUUUCCCUGCAGCGUUCCAGCAGCUUCAAGGAUUUCAGCAAGUCCAAGGUCAGCUCCCCCAUGUCAAGCGAGGAGUUCAACCUGGAGGAGAAUAUCCCUGAGGAUGAUCCCAUCAGUGGCAGUCCUGAGGAGGCCGCGCGGAGCAGCGGGACCAAGCUGGGUAGGAAGUGGCGGGCAGUCAUCUCCCGCACCAUGAACCGCAAGAUGGGCAGGAUGGCAGUGAGAGUGCUGGCCGAGGGCAAGGGAGAGGUGGAGGCAGAGAGGCCAUGCCCCCUGUCCCCAGCCAGCAGCGUGGAAGAGCAGAGCCAUGACAAGGUGCCCCUGUCGUACCUGGAGCUGGAGGAGGAGGAGGACGGGUGCCCAGUCCUCGGACGCCAGAUGUCCAGCGGUGAGGCCAGCCCCAACAGGUCCCAUGUCCCCAGCCGGGCACAUCCUGAGCCCCUCCUCUCUGCAGGCAGCGACAUUCCCAGCCCUGGUGAUCCCAGGGACAGCCAGCAGCUGGAGGAGACUGUCCCAGCCUACACUGGCCCCUUCUGUGGCCGGGCCCGUGUCCACACCGACUUCACCCCCAGCCCCUAUGACAAGGACUCCCUGAAGCUGCGGAAAGGGGACAUCAUCGGCAUCAUCGAGAAGCCACCUGUGGGCACAUGGACCGGGCUGCUCCACAACAGGGUGGGCUCCUUCAAGUUCAUCUACGUGGAUGUGAUCCCUGAGGAGACGGUCCCUGCCCGCAGGAGCCGGAGCUCCAGCCGGAACAAGCGCCUCAAGCCCAAGACCCUCCAUGAGCUGCUGGAGCGCAUCAACCUGCAGGAACACACUCCCACCCUCCUGCUGAAUGGGUACCAGACCCUGGAAGACUUCAAGGAGCUGCGGGAGACCCACCUGAACGAACUGCACAUCAUGGACCCCCAGCACCGUGCCAAGUUGCUGACGGCUGCCGAGCUCCUCCUGGACUAUGACACAGCCAGUGAGCCAGAGGAUGGUGACACCACUGAGGCCCUGCCAUCGCCCUCAGAGCCCAAAGGGGACAUUCCCCGGGACUCCGGCUGCUUCGAGGGAUCAGAGACCCUGGAUGGCAGCCGGGAGGAGGCCAAGCUGGGGGGUCCUGAGGAGCAGCUGGAGGGUCUCUCCUUGGCAGAAUGCCCCUGAGCCCACCAGCACCGCCACUUUCCACUCUGGCCCAAAGAGGGGGGCUGGAUUGGAGGGGACAGCUGCUGGUGGGGGACAGGGGAGCUCCAGUGAUGGCACCUCGAGGCCCAGCUUGGCCCCUGCACCAGAGCCAGAGGUGCCCCAGGACAUUUUGCAUGGCACUGCCAGGCACCAUUGCCCCUAGGCAGGGACUCUGGGCAUGCUGGGGCAUCACACUCCCCGCCAAGGCACCACAGGCAUUGGCUGUUUUCCCCAGGUUUGCCAGCAGGCUCAGGAAGGGAGCUGGGGAUGGAAGCCGUGUGUGCAGGCAACUGAAGCCUGCCCAGGACACUGUCACGUCUCAGCAUGGACACACAGAGACCACCCCCACCCCCACCCCCCCCACCCCCUGCCCCCCCACCUGCCAUGGGGGACAGCAAGAUGCAAAUAACACAGCUAAGACACCCUGGAAGUGGGAGAUGGAGAGUCCUGGAAAUGCACAGGGAAGGGGGAAGAGGCAGCUGGCUUGGGGCAGCACAGAAAUGCAAGGGCUACAGCUCAGCCAUUUUCAAACCAAUUAAAUUUCCGUCAUUGUUUCAAAAUUAAAAAAAAUAAUAAUAAAAAGAAAAAAAAAAAAAAGAA